GUCGGAGCUGAGUCGAGAGCCAUCGCCAUCGUCUUGUCGUGCACGAUUCCUGCAAAAGAUGACUAUGAUAGAGCUAUUCUUUUAACCGCUAACGGUAACGCUAACGCAAUGAUAUUAAUGUAUCUCGACCGCGAGGUUCCGAUACCGACUGUAGCACUCUUGCUAGAUGACAUAGAUGAUAUUCAUAAGCGACGACAUCAUCGCUAUCGACGCGAUGCUCUUCUAACACUAGUCUUCGCAGCAAGGAUCCAGGGAGUUUAGCUUCUUCAGCAUCAGCUUCGUCGAUGGCAGGGGGAACCGGUGAGAAAGAGACGACUACGGGAACGACUAAAAGUG
This is a messenger RNA of Amoebophrya sp. A25, 336 nucleotides long. The record is from the annotation of a GenBank genome assembly. NCBI's taxonomy places the organism in Eukaryota, Dinophyceae, Syndiniales, Amoebophryaceae.